GACGAGAAGAUUGAUCGCAAAGAGUUGCCUUGUGCUCAUUUCCACUUCUCUCACUCUUCAUUAUUGCUCCAAUUAGUCACUCAUUGGGAACCCUAGAGGGAACAUUAGAUACCAGCAACCCCUUGGGACUAACAUCAAGGGGCGGCUCUCAGUAGAGACCCUUUGUCACAAACUUAGAAUGGUGUGAGAGAAAGAAAGCCACUCAAACAAGUGGAUCAAGCAGUAGUUUCUGCGGAGAGAGGGGACAAGAAGUUGCUGCUUUUGCUGCUGAGGGAGAAAUAAUCACAAUGUUGCCUUGUCAUGAAUUAUUAAGCAGCUCCCGGCUUCUUUUGGCACUGGUCUAAAUGCUGCAUUUCUAUCCAUGGGUCUGAAGCGGAGAGCAAGGGUGUUUUUUUGACAGCUGUAUUACUGCUGAUAAGCAAGACUCAGCUAGCUGAUCAAGUAGUGAGACAAGGAGCUCGCGCAGGCACUGCAAGCAGCAGCACAGUUCUCUUUUUUUCUUCUUGUAGUUGGGAUCUGUUUAGAAGACAAAAGGUAAGGGGAGAAAAAAAAGCAAGGUUGAUAGCUGUUAUCAAAGUAACCAGACGCAGACCUGGCUGCCCACAUGCCGAUCGAAUUUGUUUGCAAAAUUAAAUUUGCAGAGGAGGAUGAGAAGCAGAAGGGAAAGCAGGAAGGGGACAAGGAGAGCCUGAUUGAGGAGACCUGUACACCUCCAACCAAGGACCUGGCUGGCUUUGCCAACUCCUGCACCCUUCACGGGAUUAAUCAUAUCUUUGUUUCAGGGCGGCUAGGCAUCAAGCAGACCCUUUGGGCGCUGACCUUUGUGGCGUCUCUAGCAUUGUUUAUGUACCAGGCAGCUAAGUGUGCCAUGUUUUACUUGGAGCACCCCCACGUAACGGCACUGGAUGAGGAGGCUAGCCGGGAGAUGGUCUUCCCUGCCGUGACCAUCUGUAACAUCAACCGCUUUCGCUUUUCUGCACUCACCGACGCUGACAUUUACCACCUAACUAACUUGACUGGACUACCCCCAAAGAACAAGGAUGGGCACAAAGCCACAGAUUUGGUGUACCCUGACCCCAACAUGGAAGACAUCUUUAACAGGACAGGGCACCAGAUGGAGGACAUGCUGAAGAGCUGUAAUUUUAGCGGGGAGAACUGCUCUCCCAAAGACUUUUCAGUGGUGUACACAAGAUAUGGGAAAUGUUACACUUUCAAUGCAAACAAAUCAUUAUCAUCAAAGAAAGCAAAGCAAGGUGGUAUGGGGAAUGGCCUUGAGAUAAUGCUGGACAUUCAACAAGAAGAAUACCUGCCCAUCUGGAGAGAAACAAAUGAAACAUCAUUAGAAGCAGGGAUCCGAGUUCAGAUUCACAGUCAAGAUGAACCUCCUUACAUCCAUCAACUCGGGUUUGGGGUCUCACCAGGAUUUCAGACAUUUGUUUCAUGUCAGGAACAAAGGCUGACAUACCUGCCUGAGCCCUGGGGAAAGUGCCGCCCCACUGCAGAGCCAACCAUUCCCGGGUAUAACUACAGCAUCAGCGCCUGCCGUCUCAAGUGUGAGAAAGAGGAAGUGUACAGAAAAUGCAGCUGCAGGAUGGUUCAUGUGCCAGGUGAUGAAAAAAUCUGCUCUCCCCAUGAUUACACAGAAUGUGUUGACAAUGCACUAACUGAAAUUAUAAAGAACACUGAAGAGUCCAGUACUUGCACUUGUGAAACUCCAUGUGACUUGACCCGUUACGGGAAGGAACUUUCAAUGGUAAAAAUCCCCAGCAAAGGAUCUGCUCGCUACUUAUCAAAAAAAUACAAGCACUCUGAGGAGUACAUCAGAGACAAUUUUCUGGUUUUGGAUAUUUUCUUUGAAGCCCUUAAUUAUGAAACAAUUGAACAAAAGAAAGCAUAUGAUGUGGCAGGCUUGCUGGGUGACAUUGGAGGUCAAAUGGGAUUGUUUAUUGGGGCGAGCAUUCUUACAAUUUUGGAAAUACUGGAUUACAUCUUUGAGGUGGCUAGAGAUAAGUUUCACCGGCUUGUAAAACCACGGAAAGAUCCCACCAAGGAGCAGUCUGACAGUGUAGUAACACUGGGGUUGGAUAACAUGAAACGCCCAGAUUCUUGUGAGACACAGAGGAGUCACCCAGGAGGAGAGUACUCUGGCACUAUACUCCCUAACCACCAUCACCACCACUCUCACCGUGGGGUUUUUGAGGAUUUUGCCUGCUGAAACAGCAGGAAUUAUGGCCUCAUCAAGCACUGUUUUCAUGCUGGAAUUGGGCCUUAUUAGAAGCCUUUGGACUUAAGAUAUCAGCUCUACCUUUUUGCUGUCAUGAGUGAAAGCUACAGCCAAAGUCUAGCACCAAGCUUGUGCUGCAAACAGACCUCUUUUACAAAGGCACAGAUUGGAUUACACCAAGUGAUCCUACUGAAGAUAUCUACCUUUUUUGAAAAAUAAUGUAUUAGUUAUUUUACCAUUUCGAUACCAUAAAUAUUGUUAUGGUCAGCAUUGAGUAAGACAGGGUGUACUUUAUCAAGGAACAGUCUGUACUUGAAAUGACGACCUAUGAAUAUUUAUGCAGACAGUGGUUGUUGUAAUUUAUUCUUUGCAUAUUUAUGGAAUUUUUUGUACUUUUUAUUAUUUAGUAAUUUAAGUACUUUAAUUGAUUUUUGUAGAGGUUCAUGUAAAGUAUAUACUGCCCAUGUGCAUUGUUCAGAUGGAGAGGGAAAGUAAAAUACUUGCUUUGAGAGUCAUAAUGCUGACACUCACAAAGAAAGCUGUUUGUGGACUACACAAAGCUAUGGAGAUAAGAAUGAAAUGUUCUGCUUUCUUAAUUAAUCAAAGCAUUGAAAUACUUUGUUUUUAUUUUAGCAUAAUCGGAUAUAAAAAGAAAAAAAUAUAUAGGUAUUGCAUUAUUUUAUAUUUCGUAAUGCUAUUUAUAAAUAGGAAAAUACACAUUUUAAAAAUGUAUUUCAGUCACUUGGAAGGCUUACAUAUUAUCUGUUGAAAAAUGUUUCACAUCUGAUUGAUCUGCCCACGAAAAAAAUAAAUAAAAUCCAUGCAGAUCAUUAAUGAAAUCUACAAAUUGCAGUUAGUUUGAAUGGAACAGGUGAUUUACAAGAAGGGCCAAAAGGUAGCAGCAUGGGGCUUAUUGCUUUUAUUGCAUUGUAGAAGGAUAGUGUCAGAAAUAAGAGUCAGAGUCAGGAAAAGCUGCAGUUUAAGCAUGUAUGUGCACGUUUAAUUGACAAACACAAAACCAAGGAACAAACAAAUUGUGGCACAAGGGCCAAAAUAAAGAUUCAAGCAAACAUAGGCUUGCCAUUCACCUUCGCUGCUCAGUUACACACAUAAUUCCACAUGCCUAACUGCCUUCUCCUUCGCAAAGCACUUCUCUCUUAUACAGGUGGCCAUUCUCCAGUUAGCACUCAAUUACCUAAUUGGGGAAUGGCCACACCUGUGAUUGUUGGCAGGGACAGAAUUAACCCCGUCCCUGCCAACCUAACUUUCCCGUACACACUAUUUACACAAGCAGGGCUUUUGCCUUGCCACACAGUCAGUUUUCAAAUUGUUGUUCAAAUAUGCCUCAGUGUGCCUGAGACAUGAGUUUUGAAAACUUUCUAACAUUGUAGGUAUUACAAAUUAUCCUUUGGAAGAAUAUAGGGAAUUACAGUGAUGUACGACUUUUGGGUCAAUCUGUAUAAAGAUGAGCCAGUUAAAUGUAUUUGAUUUAGGCCCUUCCAAAGUCCUAUUUUAUUAAGAGAAAAUGUAUAAAUAAAACUAUAUGGAUGAAUAAAUGGGUGAAAGGGCAGUGAAUUGAAUUAUGACAUUCUAUUUUAACCCAUCCUUCAUGUGAGGAUUAGGGGUAGCAUCCAACAGAUACAUGCAAAAAACAGAAGCCUAUUGUUGAUUUUAGUAGUUUCACUCUUUCAGUAAAGUAGACUGGCAGUCUGAACAAGUUCUCUGUGCAUACCAAUUCAGAUUUACUGCCAGUGACAACUAUUUAUACAAAUCUUUGUUGGAAGCAGGUCACACAAUAAUCAAGGGUAAAUGGAAUAGUAAUUUUUCCAGCCUCAUUUUUCCAGUGUUAUUUUAAUCAAUUUGGCAUGAGUUACGUAUUUUUAUCAUCCUUAUUUGUUUAGUAGAUGGCAGGUUAAAUGAGAAAUCAGUAUAUAUAUCUGUAGAUCAUUAUAAACAAACAUAGCAUGUUUAUCAUCAUAUACACUGCAUUUUAACAUUUAGAAAGCAUAUAUGUGAAAGUAAUCUUUUAAAAGGUUCUCUAUCAUACGUAAGUCUAUAAUGGCACAAUAUAUUGUCUAUGCAUAUUUAAGUAAUCUCAUCAGAAUAUAAUCAUAUCUUUCUUUCAGAACAUGAAAUACUAAGGUGGACAUAAUGAAAACUAGAUGAAAAAUAACGUGAUUUCUGUUGGGUAAUUGCCACCUUCCUUUUGGAAAGACCUUUGGUCUGUCCUCUACGAUUCAGCAGUUAACCAAUUGCUGUAUAAAAAUAGAUUUUUCAGAGAAGGUAUACAUUUAUUGUGCACCAUAAUUUCUUAAAAUACUUUAUAACACCAACAUCACUGCCUAGGUACAAAAUUGGUUUACACAUCCGAACUAGUCAUUAAUACUUUUAGUGAUUUAAACUGUUCUUGAUUAUUGUGCAGAUUAUUUGAUAAAAUACAGUUAUUGAACCGUAAUCAUAUUUCUAGGACAGUAGCUCAAUGGUGUAGAAUGUGUAUGUGUUUUUCUUCUGUUCUUGGUUAAAAGUGUAUUUAUUUAUUUAUGAAUUUGUGAAUUCUAUGGUUGUUCACUCAUUUUUGUGCUGCUUUGUUUAUAGGUUGUGAUCCCUACAGUUUAAGAUAUUGCACAAAUUGUAUUAUCCAUCAACUAUCUGUGCAUUUUUGUCAAUCUUUUUAUGUACUUGUGUAUUUUAAUUUACAUGAUGUGUUAGAAAGUACAAUAACAAGAUUGAAAUGGUGGUAGCUAACAAAAUAAUGCCAUUCUUCAUACUUGUUGUGCACUUGUAAUCAGUGGCUAGGCUUUGAAAGAAACAGAUACUACUAAUAAUAUUAUAUACACUUUAAACUAAAAGAUCUUCAAAAGAAGGGGGCGCACUGAUAAUAAUGCUGGUGCAAUUAAGAGGCAAGAAGGUCUGUUUAGCACACCUUCAACCUAGUACAUACCAGAUAUAUUCUUUUAAAAUAUAAAUGUGUGCUUUUUAAAACUGCACAUGUGAGGCCUAUGUAGUAGCUAAUGAAAGUGCAUGACAGGUAAGAUUUAUGGAGUUAUUUAAUUCGCUAGAAACACUUUAAGCAAGAAACUGUAACAUAGCAGAGAUAUUUGUGGGGGUACACAGGGAGUUACUGUGAAGGCUGAAAUAAAGAAUUACUGAAAUUACAUCUUUUAAACAGAAAACAAAAUCACAAACAUCUAAUGAGAGAAAAACCAUGGAAUGGAAAUUGCAGGAGAAGUUAAUUCUGUACAGGAGUCUACUGUUAUUUAUUAGUUAAACACGUUUUAUAAAUGUAAUGGCAAUUAAAAAAUAAAUAAAUAAACAAACAAAUAAAAAAAAUCUGAAUUUGUAUAACUGAACAUUUAUAUGUCCAAUAUGUGAUGUGUUAAACAGUUACACGUAAAAAAGAAAUA
Messenger RNA from Acipenser ruthenus (sterlet), 5628 nucleotides. Its product is annotated as acid-sensing ion channel 4-A-like. NCBI's taxonomy places the organism in Eukaryota, Metazoa, Chordata, Actinopteri, Acipenseriformes, Acipenseridae. The transcript has 10 exons. Gene Ontology annotation, cellular component: membrane. Gene Ontology annotation, molecular function: ligand-gated sodium channel activity. The record is from RefSeq and is a predicted model, not a curated record. Bases 605 to 2215 code for a protein of 536 amino acids. Gene Ontology annotation, biological process: sodium ion transmembrane transport.